UUAGAGAGAUCUUUAGCAUCAUCUGUAGCUUUUAUUGAGGGCCUGUUCAGGGGGCUCAGAUUGAGGCUAAGAAGUGUAAGGCUACUUUUGGGAAAAGUCUUUAUGUUAUUUGUUUACAUUUCAUGUUUCCUCACAGUUGGGCAGUAGAAAUAAGUAGGUCAGCUCUCCUAUUGGUUUUUGAAGGUUAGCCCCCUCCCCCCUUUUCAAAGUUUUACCAUCUACUUGGUUUACAGCCUUGUAGGAAAGCAUGACCGAAAAUUUCCUGGGAAUACUGUUACUCAUUUUAAUUUCGGGGAUUAGAGAGCUGAAGGAGAGCCAGUUUCCCCAAAAUUGGACUUCUCAGAACCUUUAAUAUGCUAAUGUGCAUUGUGAAUCUCCAAGAUGGGGAUAUGAUAUGCAGCAUUCUUGAAUACUUCUAAUGACAGGGAGCCCACUACCUCAUAAGCUGCAGCAACAAGAGGAGCUUGUUAUUUUAAAGGGAGGUGAAGACACUGUAGAAUCAGCAAGCAGAAGAAAGGGGAGAAGGCAGAGGAUGGAGUUGCAGACCCUACAGGAGGCUCUGAAAGUGGAAAUUCAGGUUCACCAGAAACUGGUUGCUCAAAUGAAGCAGGAUCCACAGAAUGCUGACUUAAAGAAACAGCUUCAUGAACUCCAAGCCAAAAUCACAGCUUUGAGUGAGAAACAGAAAAGAGUAGUUGAGCAGCUGCGGAAGAACCUGAUAGUCAAGCAAGAGCAGCCGGACAAGUUCCAGAUACAGCCAUUGUCACAGUCUGAAAAUAAACUACAAACAGCACAGCAGCAGCCACUACAGCCACUGCAGCCACUGCAGCAGCAGCAGCAGCAGCAACAGCAGCAGCAGCAGCAGCAGCAGCACGCCCAGCAGUCAGCAGCACCGCCCAGCCUGACUGCAUCACAGAAGACUGUAACUACAGCUUCUAUGAUUACCACAAAGACACUACCUCUCGUCUUGAAAGCAGCAACUGCGACCAUGCCUGCCUCUGUUGUGGGCCAGAGACCUACCAUUGCUAUGGUGACCGCCAUCAACAGUCAGAAAGCUGUGCUCAGCACUGAUGUGCAGAACACACCAGUCAACCUCCAGACGUCUAGUAAGGUCCCUGGGCCUGGGGCAGAGGCUGUCCAAAUUGUGGCAAAAAACACAGUCACUCUGCAGGUUCAAGCAACACCUCCUCAGCCCAUCAAAGUACCACAGUUUAUCCCUCCUCCUAGACUCACUCCACGUCCAAACUUUCUUCCACAGGUCCGCCCCAAGCCUGUGGCCCAGAAUAACAUUCCUAUUGCUCCAGCGCCUCCUCCCAUGCUUGCAGCUCCUCAGCUUAUCCAGAGGCCUGUCAUGCUGACCAAGUUUACACCCACAACCCUCCCCACAUCCCAGAAUUCCAUCCACCCUGUCCGUGUCGUCAAUGGGCAGACUGCAACCAUAGCCAAAACGUUCCCCAUGGCCCAGCUCACCAGCAUUGUGAUAGCUACUCCAGGGACCAGACUCGCUGGACCUCAGACUGUACAGCUUAGCAAACCAAGCCUUGAAAAACAGACAGUUAAAUCCCACACAGAAACAGAGGAGAAACAAGCAGAGAGCCGUACCAUCACUCCACCUGCUGCCCCAAAACCAAAACGAGAAGAGAACCCUCAGAAACUUGCCUUCAUGGUGUCUCUAGGGUUGGUAACACAUGACCAUCUAGAAGAAAUCCAAAGCAAGAGGCAGGAGCGGAAGAGAAGGACGACCGCGAACCCGGUGUACAGCGGGGCCGUCUUUGAGCCAGAGCGUAAGAAGAGCGCAGUCACUUACCUUAACAGCACAAUGCAUCCUGGGACGCGGAAGAGAGGUCGUCCUCCAAAAUACAAUGCAGUGCUGGGGUUUGGAGCCCUUACCCCAACAUCCCCCCCAUCCAGUCAUCCCGACUCCCCUGAAAAUGAAAAGACAGAGACCACAUUCACUUUCCCUGCACCUGUGCAGCCUGUGUCCCUGCCCAGCCCCACCUCCACAGACGGUGAUAUCCACGAGGAUUUUUGCAGUGUUUGCAGAAAGAGUGGCCAGUUGCUGAUGUGUGACACGUGUUCGCGUGUGUAUCAUCUGGAUUGCUUAGACCCUCCUCUGAAAACAAUUCCCAAGGGCAUGUGGAUCUGCCCCAGAUGUCAGGACCAGAUGCUGAAGAAGGAAGAAGCAAUUCCAUGGCCUGGAACUUUAGCCAUUGUUCAUUCCUAUAUUGCCUACAAAGCAGCGAAAGAAGAGGAGAAACAGAAGCUACUUAAGUGGAGUUCAGACUUGAAGCAGGAGCGAGAACAACUGGAGCAGAAGGUGAAGGAGCUCAGCAGUUCCAUAAGUAAAUGUAUGGAGAUGAAGAAUACCAUCUUGGCACGGCAGAAGGAGAUGCGCAGCUCCCUGGACAAGGUGAAACAACUCAUCCGCCUCAUCCAUGGCAUCGACCUCUCUAAACCUGUAGACUCUGAGGCCACUGCGGGGGCCCUCUCCAAUGGCCCAGACUGCACCCCCCCUGCCAACGCCGCCUCCACCCCUGCCCCCUCCCCCUCCUCGCAGAGCUGCACAGCGAACUGUAACCAGGGGGAAGAGACUAAAUAACAGCCCUCCCUCGAGGAGAUGCCACAGUCCCAGUGGCGAGGAGACUCUAGAGAAGACGCAAAGCCGGAUUUCUUCUGGAAAGUACAGAAUUCUUUUGGUUCUUUGGUUCCAGAGAGAGAGGAGAAGAUGCUUGUGCCAGUGGCACCGAGUUUGCCAAUUGAUUCUUCUAGUUCUGUGUGUACAUGCAAAGAUUGGACCAUGUUACAUGAAAUAGUGCCAGCUGGAGGUUCUUUGCCAGCACCAUGCCAAGUGAAAUAAUAUAUUUACUCUCUCUAUUAUA
Messenger RNA from Peromyscus eremicus (cactus mouse), 2879 nucleotides. It is a transcript of the gene Phf21a, whose product is annotated as PHD finger protein 21A. The record is from RefSeq and is a predicted model, not a curated record. NCBI's taxonomy places the organism in Eukaryota, Metazoa, Chordata, Mammalia, Rodentia, Cricetidae. The transcript has 19 exons. Bases 419 to 2599 code for a protein of 726 amino acids. Gene Ontology annotation, cellular component: histone deacetylase complex. Gene Ontology annotation, biological process: negative regulation of transcription by RNA polymerase II. Gene Ontology annotation, molecular function: chromatin binding.